CGAACGCUGACGAGCCGGUUCGGGGCCUUCCGACCGACUUCCGAUGAGGCCCGAAGCGGCCCGAGCCGCUCGGGCCCCUUGCGAAGGCGGCCGGCGCGCGCGCUCCCUGCCGGCUGGCCAAUGGGGCGCGGCCGAGUCCGCGCGGCGCGGCCCGAAGCGGUACCUGACGGAUCGGGUGAGACCCGAGCCCGCCCGAACGCGGCCGAGUUCCCGAGCAGUGCGGCCCGGCGAGGCGAAGAGUCCCGAGCGCGCUCGAGCCGUUUCCGAUCUCUGCCGAAGGCGGUAGCGAGGAGCGCCGAUGUGUGCCGAGUCCUCUCCGAUCGCACCCGAGCUCCGAUCGCCGGCCCGAACGGAGACGCCCGAACGGGCAGCGCCCGAAUCCGCCCGAAAGAGACCGAACCGGGCCGAACGCUCCGAUCGCGCCCGAAGGCGGGUGGGCGGGGCGAGCGGCCGCGCGCGGGCUGCCGGGACGGCGGAGGACCGGCGGGCGGGCGGGGUGCCAAGAUGGCGGUGCCGAGCCGAGGAAGAACAUCAGAGAUUCUGUCAUCACUUCCCUUACAGAUCCUGCUUUAUGUAAAUGGGAUUUAUUACAUCUUCUACUUCCUGGCAACUCUUGCAAUGAUCAUUUACAAAAGUCAAGUUUUCAGUUAUCCAGAUGAUUUUUUGGCUCCUGAUCUUGCUGUGCUUUUCCUUUUGGCCAUUCUGGAAGUGCUUCGAUUGUACUUGGGUUUCAAGGGUAACCUGACAGAAGCAGAGGCCCCGCUGGGGCUGAGCCUGGGGCUCACGGUGGGCAGCGUGGUGCUGUGCGUGUACCUGCUGCUGUGGCAGACCUACGUGCUGUGGGCAGACGUGCUCCUCAACGCGGUGCUGCUCUCGGCCUACGGGCUCGAGUCAGGGCUCAAGGUCAUGGCCAUCGCUGCCUUUGUCAGCUGAGCCUGGCCCCUUCCCACAAGCCCGCCACACAUUCCUUCUCUGAAAGAGUGGGGUUUCACUUCCACUAUUGAAUUCCUUUGUAUAUAAAAACCCUGUAAAGCUUCUCUCUGUUUAAAUUAGAAGUUUUGGGGACAGAGGUGUCCUGCCCAGCAGAUGUGUGACGCUGUCCCACCGUUGGCUUAUUUAUGGGCAAAGGCAAGGGAUAAAAAUCAGCAAAACCCAUCAUGCUCUGGCAUUCACCAGGGAUCAGUACUAAUUACCCACUCCUAACACAGGGUAGGAGCCAGUGCUGCUGGCAUGGUGGGAGUUUUCAUGGCACAGCAGCAACAUGCAGCCCAAGUGACACAGAAAUGAAUCAGGCCAGGGCUCACUUGUGCCUUGCCACGCACACGUCCAUGUUUGAGGGCACAGCUGCUCUCCUGCUCUCAUUUGUGUUUCUAGACCUCAGUGGUAAUUUCCCUGACUUUAGUAGGGCAGAACCCGAUGUAUCCCAGUGGGGGAGAGUGGAACUGGGUUUUGUGCAUACCUGGAGAGCCAAGCCACAAGGUUUGGCAGCCAAUUCUUAGUGACACACUGCGUGAGGGGAUGUUUGGUUAAACAGGAUGGCUUUUAAAUUAACAAAACCAUUCACCAUUCAUUUUCCCUUCUGUCCUGUUUAAAAGUCCAACAGCAUGUUGGCAGGCUUAUUUCUGUUUGGUGUUAAAUGUGCUUAUUUCUGCUAUUCUGCAAAAAUUACUACAUUCAAGCCUGUCUUUUACCUUCUAACUGGUGCAAGUGCAGAGUUUUUUACUGUAUCAAAAAUAUAUGUUAAUGGAAAGCUUUGGGAGUUUCUGGGUUUUUGAAGAAGCCGAUUUUGUAUUCAGAAUUUCCUAUUUUUGUAUUUAUUUAUUCAUUCAAAUAAAUAAUGGUUUAGAUCUAA
Molecule: messenger RNA, 1852 nt
Organism: Corvus hawaiiensis (hawaiian crow)
Lineage: Eukaryota; Metazoa; Chordata; Aves; Passeriformes; Corvidae
Gene: TMEM80
Product: transmembrane protein 80
Biological process (GO): non-motile cilium assembly
Cellular component (GO): ciliary transition zone
Source: RefSeq, a predicted model, not a curated record